Pistacia vera is the source of this 2858-nucleotide messenger RNA. Its product is annotated as pentatricopeptide repeat-containing protein At2g34400-like. Bases 141 to 1838 code for a protein of 565 amino acids. NCBI's taxonomy places the organism in Eukaryota, Viridiplantae, Streptophyta, Magnoliopsida, Sapindales, Anacardiaceae. Gene Ontology annotation, molecular function: RNA binding; protein binding. The transcript is spliced from 3 exons. Gene Ontology annotation, biological process: RNA modification. The record is from RefSeq and is a predicted model, not a curated record.
UGCUUCUUAGAGCAAAACCCACUUCCCGCCAUCUCCCACUUGCUGAAAUUAUCGACCCAAAACAGCUACUAACUGAAAAGCUCCUGUCCCUCUUGAAAAAAUGUUCAUCAACAAAAUCACUUCAACAAAUUCAUACUCAAAUGCUUAUUCACUACAUUCAAAAACCCAACUUCCUCCUCUCCAAAAUCAUUGAACUAAAAGACGUCAACUACGCUUCAACUCUUUUCUAUCACCUCCCCAAUCCUAAUGACUACGCUUUCAAUAUAAUGAUCCGUGGCUUCACAACCACAUGGAAAAAUUACUCUCUUUCUCUUCAGUUCUAUUAUGAAAUGAGAGCUUUAGGCUUGAAACCAAAUAAUUUUACAUACCCAUUUUUGUUUAUUUCGUGUGCGAAUCUUUCUGCAUUGAAUCAUGGGGUUUUGGCUCAUUCGUGUGUGUUUAAGAUUGGAUUGGAUGGUGAUGAUCAUGUUAGUCAUUCUUUGAUUACCAUGUAUGCGCGGUGUGGUGAAUUGGGAUAUGCCCGGAAGGUGUUUGAUGGAAUUCUUAUGAGGGAUUUGGUGUCGUGGAACUCGAUGAUUUCGGGUUAUUCGAAGAUGGGGUAUGCAAGGGAUGCGGUGGAGUUGUUUGGGAGGAUGAGGGAGGAGGGGUUUGCACCGGAUGAAAUAACGAUGGUGAGUGUUCUUGGGUCGUGUGGGGACUUGGGGGAUUUGGGGCUAGGGAGGUGGGUGGAAGAGUUUGUGGUGGAGAACAAAAUGGAGUUGAACUCAUUUAUGGGGUCUGCGUUGAUUGAUAUGUAUGGGAAGUGUGGAGAUUUAGUGUCUGCGAGGAGGGUCUUUGAUGUGAUGGUGAAGAAGGAUGUGGUUACAUGGAAUGCUAUGAUCACAGGAUAUGCUCAGAACGGUUUCUCAAAUGAAGCAAUUAUGCUGUUUAAUGGAAUGAAAGAGGCGGGAGUUAAUCCAGAUCAAAUUACAUUGAUUGGAGUACUGUCUGCUUGUGCCUCUAUUGGGGCCCUUCAGUUGGGGAAAUGUGUUGAUACAUAUGCAUCAGAAAGGGGCCUACAACACAACAUUUUUGUUGCUACUGCUUUGAUUGACAUGUAUGCUAAAUGUGGGAGCAUAGAGAACUCAUUAAGAGUUUUUGAAGGCAUGCCUCUGAAAAAUGAGGUAUCAUGGAAUGCAAUGGUCUCAGCACUUGCUUUUAAUGGACGAGCCUUGGAGGCCUUGUCAUUAUUCGAUUGCAUGUUGAAGGAUGGUAGGGAUGUCCGUCCCAAUGACAUAACAUUUGUAGGAGUACUUUCUGCAUGUGUUCAUGCUGGAUUGGUUGAUGAAGGCCGUCGGUUGUUUGACUUGAUGAGCUCGUCGUUUGGGUUAAUACCGAAAAUUGAGCAUUACUCUUGCAUGGUUGAUCUUUUGGCACGUGCAGGACAUGUUCAUGAAGCUUGGGAUUUUAUUGAGAAGAUGCCUGAAAAACCAGAUGAAAUUGUACUAGGGGCAAUGCUUGGUGCAUGUCAAAAGCAGAGAAAUGUUGAUGUCAGUCAACGGGUGAUGCAACUACUUCUGGAAAUUGAGCCUUCAAAUUCUGGAAACUAUGUAAUCUCAUCAAAAAUAUAUCGGAAUUUGAGAAUGUGGGAUGAGUCAGCAAAGAUGAGGAUGUUAAUGAGACAGAGGGGUGUCAGCAAGACUCCUGGUUGUAGCUGGAUCGAGAUUGAUGAUCAAAUUCAUGAGUUUCUUGCUGGUGAUGAUAUACGGCAUUAUUCAACUGAGAUCUGCCAAUUGUUUGACUUGCUAAAUGAGGAAAUGAAAAGGGAAGGUUACCUUCCAAAGGUUGAUUGUUUAUAACCAUCGAGAUUUGAAAGUUGAGAAAUUGCUUUAUUCACCAAUAUUUUUGGAAAUUUAGAAACAAGCUUGGAGACUAGAGGUACUUAGCUUUAAGUUUGGGGAAUUUAGGUAAAUAUUUCAAAGCUUUUUUAAGAACUUCUACAAGCUGGGAACAGUUGCCUAAUUUUCAGCAAUUCUCUUGUUCUCGACCCAGGUUGGAAUGUAGUGUAUCUUCCAACCAUCGAGGCUGCAAAGAAGCCAGUUAUCCCAAAGCAUGAUUCAAAGAGAUUUUAUAUUUUGUACCGAAAGAAUCAUGGGAAUUCAAGAGUCUUAGUAGCACAAGAAAUAUUGAAGAUUUGUAAGUGAAAAUUAUGUGAUCUUUUUUGAAAGAUCUCUUUGGUGGCACAAAAUAGCUAUUUAUAGUCUAUGAUGUCACUGGAUUUGUAAGGUUACAACAAAUUUGUUAUUUGCUUCAUCUUGAAGCUUCUAGCAACCAUUUUGGAGAAGCUCGACAAUUACUUGCCCUCUAGAGUCAUUCAUGCUCCACAUAUUGAUUUUCUAUGCAGGCUCAUACUUUGUCUUGGGUCCAUGAACAACUGUAUUAGCAACUACACCAAUAACUUGUUCAGAAAGAACGGGCAUAGAUUCGGAGGAAAGGUUCAUACUUAUUUGAUGUAUACAAAUAAAUAUAAAGAUCUCCGUCUUUUAAAUUGACGAUCUUUUUUCUUCGGAAGUUCAACAUGAUACAUUUGGAUGUUCCAGUGCACACCGGGUUCAUAUACUCACAAACCUUAGAAGGCUAUGGCUCAUUGGAUCCUGGAUUUGCAGCAACAUAUGAAUUUCUACAAGAUGUAAGCUGAAGUUUUUGCAUUUCAAUUAUAUGACUGCAUAGUGCCAAUUUCCGAAGUUAUUUGUUUUUCCAUUAAAUUAUUUGUUAUUCAAUUGUUUGUGCAAUAAAUCUGUCUAGACAGCUUCUGCUAACAAAAAUGAAAGGCUGUUUUCCUUUCAAGUACUAAAAAAAUUCAUAAUCAUCAAGAGGCG